Molecule: messenger RNA, 1655 nt
Organism: Teleopsis dalmanni
Lineage: Eukaryota; Metazoa; Arthropoda; Insecta; Diptera; Diopsidae
Gene: Ostgamma
Product: tumor suppressor candidate 3
Exons: 4
Coding region: 230-1225 (331 amino acids)
Cellular component (GO): oligosaccharyltransferase complex
Source: RefSeq, a predicted model, not a curated record
AAUUAAGGAUUUGUUGUUUAUCCCAAAAUAUUCCAGUUGUUUUAAUAAAAUUGAAUAAAAUCGUACUUUUUUACUACAUUUGAGUAACGUUGCAACACUUUUUCACUAUCAACGGCUGUGGCAGCAAAAUAGGUGUAAAAAGAAUACUGAAAAAAAAUUGUGUGCAGGUUAAUGCUAAAUAUAUAGGAAAUUAGUUUUUCGUUUAUUUAAUAAUUAAAUAGGCUAUAAAAUGAAAGUGUUACUAACGUCGAUACUUUUCGGUACCAUAUUGGUGCUAACAGGAUUUUUAGUAAUGACUGCAGCACAGGGUAAACAGAAGGUUGGACUAUCCUUACCGGAGAAGGUGCAAAAUUUACACGAUAUGAAUUUGAAAAAAGCGCUACUACGAUUUAAUGGCCAAAAAUUUCGUGAAUACAUUAAAAAUCCACCGCGAAACUAUUCUGUGAUUGUGAUGUUGACAGCGUUAGCACCAUCAAGACAAUGUCAAAUAUGUAGGCAUGCUCACGAUGAAUUUACAAUUGUUGCUAACUCAUAUCGCUAUUCACCUGUAUACUCAAAUAAGCUAUUCUUUGCUAUGGUCGACUUCGACGAAGGUUCCGAUGUAUUUCAAAUGUUGCGUCUAAAUAUGGCACCAGUAUUUAUGCAUUUCCCAGCAAAGGGUAAACCGAAAGGUGCUGACACAAUGGAUAUACAUCGUGUUGGUUUUGCUGCUGAAUCUAUAGCGAAAUUUGUAGCCGAACGUACCGAUGUACAAGUGCGUAUUUUCCGACCGCCAAAUUAUUCCGGUACUGUAGCUAUGAUAACACUGGUGUGUUUAGUCGGUGGUUUCCUAUAUAUACGUAGAAAUAAUUUAGAAUUUCUAUAUAAUAAACAAAUUUGGGGUGCAAUAGCGGUAUUCUUCUGUUUCGCUAUGAUUUCGGGACAAAUGUGGAAUCAUAUUAGAGGACCACCGUUAGUGCAUAAAAGUCAAAACGGAGGUGUUGCUUAUAUACACGGUUCAUCGCAAGGUCAACUUGUGGUGGAAACUUACAUUGUGAUGUUUUUAAAUGCCAUGAUUGUGCUGGGCAUGAUUUUACUUACCGAAUGCGGUUCACAGAAUGAUCAACGCAAAGGACGUAUUACAGCUAUUAUAGGCUUAGUUUUAGUAGCAAUAUUCUUUUCAUUCUUGUUAUCUGUCUUUCGUUCAAAGGCGCAAGGCUAUCCUUACAGUUUCCUCUUCAAAUAAAUAUGUUUGUAAAUUACUUAUUCACUGCAGUCAACUAUUAAAACAUAGAUUUUGGAGUGUUUUUUUUUUUUUAAAUUGCUAUCGUGUACACUAGUUCUUUUAUUUGCAACUAUAAAUCGUAUAAAUGUUUGAUGUUUAAACUAAAAACAAAAGGUGUUUCUAGCGUGGUUGAAAGUGAAAAACUUGGACAACUUCAAGUUAAAAGCAGUGUCAGCAGAUACGUCACCAGUGGACAGAAACUUUUUAUAGAGAUUUCAUUUGAGCUCAAGUUUAAAAUUCAGCAAUGAAACCAAUUUCAAUUUCACAAUAUUAUAAAUAUUUAUUUUAUGUUUUCACUUUUGCGAACUGUAUCAAAACUUUAAUUUAUGGACACUUAAACACACUGAAAAUAAUAAAACUAAUAAAAACUAAAGAUAAUGAAUGUAAGCUA